Molecule: messenger RNA, 1188 nt
Organism: Gracilinanus agilis (Agile Gracile Mouse Opossum)
Lineage: Eukaryota; Metazoa; Chordata; Mammalia; Didelphimorphia; Didelphidae
Gene: SLC32A1
Product: solute carrier family 32 member 1
Exons: 1
Biological process (GO): amino acid transmembrane transport
Cellular component (GO): vacuolar membrane
Molecular function (GO): amino acid transmembrane transporter activity
Source: RefSeq, a predicted model, not a curated record
GGUAUGUUUGUCCUGGGCCUACCCUACGCUAUUCUGCAUGGAGGAUACUUAGGACUGUUUUUAAUUAUUUUCGCUGCGGUGGUAUGCUGCUACACUGGCAAAAUUCUCAUCGCGUGCCUCUACGAGGAAAAUGAAGACGGGGAGAUAGUCCGGGUGAGGGACUCCUACGUGGACAUUGCCAACGCCUGCUGCUCUCCCAGGUUCCCCAAACUGGGAGGGAGGAUAGUCAAUGUGGCUCAGAUUAUCGAGUUGGUCAUGACGUGCAUCCUCUAUGUAGUGGUUAGUGGCAAUCUGAUGUACAACAGCUUCCCCAGCUUGCCGGUCUCUCAGAAGUCCUGGUCUAUCAUCGCCACUGCGGCGCUGUUGCCCUGCGCCUUUUUGAAAAAUCUAAAGGCCGUCUCCAAAUUCAGCUUGCUCUGUACCUUGGCCCACUUCGUAAUCAACAUCCUAGUCAUCGCCUACUGCUUGUCCAGGGCCCGGGACUGGGCUUGGGAGAAGGUCAAGUUUUACAUAGACGUGAAGAAGUUCCCCAUCUCUAUAGGCAUCAUCGUCUUUAGCUACACCUCACAGAUCUUCCUCCCGUCCUUGGAAGGCAAUAUGCAGAAGCCCAAGGAGUUCCACUGCAUGAUGAACUGGACGCACAUCGCUGCCUGCGUGCUCAAAGGCCUCUUUGCACUGGUGGCUUACCUGACCUGGGCGGACGAGACCAAGGAGGUCAUCACCGACAACCUGCCAUCCACCAUUCGUGCUGUGGUCAAUAUUUUCCUGGUGGCCAAGGCGCUGCUAUCCUAUCCGCUGCCCUUCUUUGCCGCUGUGGAAGUGCUGGAGAAGUCCUUCUUCCAGGAAGGCAGUCGAACCUUCCUCCCCAACUGCUAUGGGGGAGACGGUCGACUGAAGCCUUGGGGGCUGACGCUGCGCUGCGCGCUAGUGGUGUUCACGUUGCUUAUGGCCAUCUACGUGCCGCAUUUUGCGUUGCUCAUGGGCCUCACUGGAAGUCUGACCGGCGCUGGCCUCUGCUUCUUGCUGCCCAGUCUCUUCCAUCUCAAGCUGCUCUGGCGCAAAUUACUCUGGCACCACGUCUUCUUCGACGCAGCCAUUUUCCUCAUUGGUGGCAUCUGCAGCGUGUCCGGCUUCGUGCACUCCCUGGAGGGGCUCAUCGAGGCUUACCGAACCAAUUCAGAAGACUAA